UGAUGUUUAACCUGGAGCGCCCGUUCACGGAGAGGGGCCACUUCUUCUCCUCCAUGGAGUACCAGCGGCAGCUGGAGGAGGAGGAGGGCUACCCCCCUCCCGGCGCCAAUGGGACCUUCAACGACAGCGGGGCCGGGCCGGGCUGGGGCGCGCCGUACCCUCUGCACACCACCAUCACUCUCAUCAGCCUGGCCGGCUUGCUCAUGCUCUUCACCGUCUUUGGCAACGUCCUCGUCAUCAUCGCUGUCUUCACCAGCCGGGCGCUCAAAGCCCCCCAGAACCUCUUCCUGGUCUCCUUAGCCUCAGCUGACAUCCUGGUGGCCACGCUGGUCAUCCCCUUCUCGCUGGCAAAUGAGGUGAUGGGGUACUGGUACUUCGGUAAAGUCUGGUGUGAGAUCUACCUGGCCUUGGAUGUGCUGUUCUGCACCUCCUCCAUUGUGCACCUGUGUGCCAUCAGCCUGGACCGGUACUGGUCCAUCACACAAGCCAUCGAGUACAACCUCAAGCGCACCCCGCGACGCAUCAAAUGCAUCAUCUUCAUCGUCUGGGUCAUCUCGGCCGUCAUCUCCUUCCCACCACUCAUCUCCAUCGAGAAGAAGAGCGGGCAGCAGGCUGACCAGGGGGUGGCAGGGUGCAAGAUCAACGAUGAGAAGUGGUACAUCAUCUCUUCUAGCAUCGGCUCCUUCUUUGCCCCCUGCCUCAUCAUGAUCCUGGUCUACAUGCGCAUCUACCAGAUAGCCAAGAGGAGAACAAGGGUCCCGCUGAACAAGCGGGCAGAGCGCCCCGAGAAGAAGCAGAAUGGCUUGACUGACAAGGAGGACCUGCCAGCCACAGCGCAGCUCAACGGGGAGAAGGCAGCAGGAGGCAGCGGCGGGCAAGAGGGAGAGGUCAACGGCAUAGACAUGGAGGAGACCUCUUCCUCCGAGCACCAGGAGAACGACCAGUGUAAGAAGUCAGAGAGACCACCGAGAGGAAAGACCAAGACUAAGCUGAGCCAAAUUAAGCCCGGGGACAGUUUGCCCAGGAAGACAGAGGAGGAGAGGAACACCAAAGGGUCCCGCUGGAGGGGCAGGCAGAACCGGGAGAAACGCUUCACCUUUGUGCUUGCGGUGGUGAUCGGGGUCUUUGUCAUCUGCUGGUUCCCCUUCUUCUUCACCUACACACUGAUGGCUGUCUGCGAGAGCUGCUCCGUGCCCGAAACCCUCUUCAAGUUCUUCUUCUGGUUCGGUUACUGCAAUAGCUCCUUGAACCCCGUCAUCUAUACCAUUUUCAACCAUGACUUCAGACGGGCCUUCAAAAGGAUCCUCUGCAGGAUAGAGAGGAAAAGGAGUGUUUGAAGGACCCUUUGUUACCGGAAGGACUAAUCAAGACUUUGUAGGAGUGUAAAGUAUGUCUCUCUCAGGCUGUGCUUGCAUGGGAUGGUUUCCUUCAGCUCGUGAGCAGGAAGCCUUUAAUACCUGAGAUGAGCCUGUCGAGCACCGGGCAGCAGCAGUGAGAAGCAGCAGGCAAGUGAAGGUCCGAGCCGUGGCAUUCGGCUUGCCAGGGGAGGAUGGCCUUUGACUUGCUUGUUUU
Messenger RNA from Hirundo rustica (Barn swallow), 1572 nucleotides. It is a transcript of the gene ADRA2A, whose product is annotated as adrenoceptor alpha 2A. Gene Ontology annotation, molecular function: alpha2-adrenergic receptor activity. The transcript has a single exon. Gene Ontology annotation, cellular component: membrane. NCBI's taxonomy places the organism in Eukaryota, Metazoa, Chordata, Aves, Passeriformes, Hirundinidae. The coding region runs from base 3 to 1337 and encodes 444 amino acids. Gene Ontology annotation, biological process: regulation of smooth muscle contraction; adenylate cyclase-activating adrenergic receptor signaling pathway; platelet activation. The record is from RefSeq and is a predicted model, not a curated record.